Molecule: messenger RNA, 4458 nt
Organism: Carassius auratus (goldfish)
Lineage: Eukaryota; Metazoa; Chordata; Actinopteri; Cypriniformes; Cyprinidae
Product: sterile alpha motif domain-containing protein 9-like
Exons: 2
Coding region: 1-4458 (1485 amino acids)
Cellular component (GO): cytoplasm
Molecular function (GO): protein binding
Source: RefSeq, a predicted model, not a curated record
AUGCAUAAGAAAAAUGAAGAUGAAAUCACUGUGUCAUCUGACCGUCCGUUGGACAUCAAAGACUGGAAUGAAGACCAUGUGAGACAAUGGUUGCUCGAGAUAAAAGUGGACAAAGAAGGGGCUGACAUUUUGUAUAAUGAGAAAAUUAAUGGAGCUAGUCUCCUUCUCUUGGAGAUGUCUCACCUCACAGAACUACACCUGUCAAUGAAUGCAAAAAUACUGAUUAUUAACAAAAUAGAUCUUCUGAAACAAAAGAAUCAGCAGCAGAAUGACAUAGUGACUCAUUCUUAUAACUUAAAGCCUUACCCUUUCGGUAGAUUUAAUGCUGCUCACAGGUACAGAGAAAACAGCAUUCUAGACGUAACUGAAACCGGUCCUAAAGACUACAUACAACCAUGUCAUGAAUUCAAAGAAUUCAUCAACACAACAGAAGAGAAUAAAAUGAAAAAAUACACAUAUGAGGUCAUUCGAUUUGCAGCAGCUUGUAUGAAUAGUCGCACAAAUGGCACCAUUCAUUUCGGAGUGUUAGACACACCACAUGGACAAAUUGUGGGCAUUAGUAUGCAGAACACAGAUACUUUUGAUGUACAACAAUUACAUGCAAUCGAAAAACAUUUUAAAAGGGAUCAAAAGCAGGACGACAAGCAGGUUCAAAUAGCAAAGAGGUGCAUUAAACCCCCUCGAUUUGUGGAAGUUCUCAAAGCUGACAUGACAUCUACAGGAAAAUUUGUUAUUGAGGUAGAUAUUGAGCCAUCCUCCAUAGUCUGUGAUUGCAGUUACUUUAAUACUUAUAAUUUAGUCAUAGAACAGGAUUCAAUGCAAAAGUCCACAGCUGGAGAGAGUAAGAAGGAUUAUGGCAAGUCUUUUUUAAUAAGAAACAGCAGCACCUGCAAGAAUCUUAUUACAUCUGAUUCCUUGAAGGAAUAUGAGAAAUAUAUCAAAGACAUGCCACGUUUGUCCCAGUUGAGAAAGGAUGCUGAAGACAAGCAUCUCUUUUUGGUCAAAAGCAGCGUGCAAGGCUCUAAACUGUGUGAGAUGAUAACAGGAGGGACCCCAUCUUUGGACAGGUCACACUUUGAAUGGUACAUUGUGGUGGCUAACAAGUCUCAUCCUGUUCAGCUGGAAAACCUGCGGUUCCUUCUUCACAUGGAUCUAGUGGCAGUUUUGGAUUUUGAUCCAGAGUCGGCUGAAAGUGGCUUGAUUAAGCUGUUUGAAGAGAGAAAAACCAAUGUUCACUCACCAGCUCAUUAUAAAAUCACUGGUGCAGUUGAAGACAUAGCAAACAAGUUAAAGUUGACUAAAAAUACAAGCUGGGUAUUCUGUAAUGGAGGUAUUAAUGAGGAAAACCCCUCUGAUGCUGACAACUGGUUGAUUGAAAAGGGUUCUUCAGUGCGUGAUGUAGUUUCUUUCCUGUGCAGAAAAGAUGUGCUGCCUCACAAGAAAUUUCUCACCAUCUUCUUGAUAUUAAGUCAGGUGAGCAAUGCCAAUGAUCCUUUGCUUGCAACCUUUAGCAUGUUUUUACAGGAGCUCAAUGGAGGAAACCAAAUCCUAUGCAUCAUUGACAAUGAAACAUCAUACACUUACUGGAAGGAACUCAUUAAGGGUUGGUGUAGAGAAGACAUAUUGACAAGAUGCAUUUAUGAGCUAAGUUUUGCUGAGGUCAAUGGCACCGUGCUCAGUCUGUGGUCAGAAAAUCGCAAAUCAAGUCGCUUCCUACCUUGUGGUGGUGGCAGUAAUGUUGUGCUGUCAAAGAAAACUGAGGACGACUUAGAUAUGCUGCGUAUUCUUUGUGUGAACCAAUGUGAUGGAGGAAAUGAGGACAAACAACAUCAUGAGGAAAAAUUUUACAAGGGAGGGAAGGUGUCUUGGUGGAACUUUUACUUCUCAGAACAGCCUGGUUCAAUGCCAUUCAUCAAACGAGACAAAUUUGACUACAUCAUCAACACUAUCAUUCCAGACAUAUGCAGUCGGAAGAGAGUGUGUGAGUUUUUUAGCAUCUUUCAUCUUCCAGGCUGUGGUGGCACUACACUAGCCAUGCAUGUUCUUUGGACACUCAAGGAUAAAUUCCGUUGUGCAGUGUUAAAAGACACAACAGAUGAUUAUUCUUCCAUAGCUGAACGGGUAGUGCAGCUACUGACAUAUGAGACAAAAGAGAAACCUAAAAGACUUCCCGUUUUGCUCAUGAUCGAUGAUUUCCAGGACAUUUCUGAUGUAAAAAAACUCCAACUUCAGAUUGAGGAGGAAUGGUUAGAACAAAACAUUUUUUCAACGUCUCCACAGGUCAUAAUUGUCAACUGCAUGAGAGCUGAAUCCAGUGAACAGACUGAUGAUGCAGUUUUCAUUGGAAACAAUUUAUCUAAGAAGGAACAGGAACUGUUUGAGGAAAAGCUAAAGGAGUUUAAAAAGACCAACACAAACACUAAAACAUUUUAUGGCUUCAUGAUUCUGAAGAAUAACUUUUUACCUAAGUAUAUUCAGGGCGUUGUGAAAAAUACACUGAAGGGUUUCAACUCCAAAGACAAACAUGCUCAACUUUUUGCUGUUCUUGUCCUCUUGCAUGUCUACUGCAAGAAUGCAGUGCUGUCAGUCUCUACAUGUGAAGAGUUUCUUGGUCUACAAACAAAAGCAGACUCUAAAUCCCGCAAGGUUGAAGAUGGGUUUGAGAACUUUUCCACUCUUUUGAUAAGAUGCACAGUCAUUUCUAAAGUUAGCUUUCAGGGUGUGACUGUGAUCCACUCAAGUAUAGCUCAACAAUGUUUGAAAGAACUUUCAGCUUCUCAUCGAGUGACAAAAGCAGACAUCACUAAUCUUCUGCUCACAAAAGACUUAUUAUAUGAGUACACUCUGGGGAAACAAAAAUUGUUGCAGGAUGUUCACAACAUGCUGGUGAGGAGGCAAUAUUCAGUUGAAAUUGAAGACUCACUUUUUGCUCCUCUUGUCCAAGAUAUAAUGAAAGAGAAACCAGGGAUGGAAGAGACUGUUCUAUGCAAUGCAGCAAAAUGUUAUAGAAAGGAUGCAAUAAUAUUCCAGCUCCUUGCAAGGUACUAUUACAUCAAAAAACAAGACUUUACUAUGGCCAUGGAUUGGGCAAAGAAAGCCAAAGACCUUUCAAGGGAGAGCUCAUAUGUAUGUGAUACAGUGUCACAGGUACUUGUACGAAAGCUCAAGCAUGCUUUUCGUGAAGACAAAGAUGAUCCCAUUCAGCCUGUAAAUCUUGAAAAAUAUCUUACAUUGGCUGAGUCUGCAGCAGAAGCUUGCAAAGAAACUCAACAAACUGCAAACAAAGAGGCCAUGACUCGAUUGCAAAGACAGAAUGAUUAUAGUAUUUACAACACUGCUGGCCAUCUUGGUGAACUUCAAAUUGCAGCUACAGUCAUAGAAAUACUGCAGAAGAUACCACCAUAUAAAUCACAUUCGGAGCUGGAGGGACCUGACACCAAACAAUUAUCAGGGCCAGAAGAGGAGUCUGGGAAUGAAUCAUAUUUCCAUGUAAUGGAGAAGCAUGUAAACUUUCUAAAUCAACUUAAAAAAACAAUGAAGCAACAUUUUGAUUUUCUUGACAACUUUUUUGUCAACUUAGUACCACUUUUUGCUGGGAAAGACAAACAAAAAGAAUCAAUAAAGCACAAGGUUUUCAAAUAUUUUCAACAGUAUACUGACCUCUUUUGUAAAACAAAUUGGAGUGAGCUAUACAAAAAGUCCAUGCACCCCACAGAAAAAAUCUUGCAGACACGUGAAUGUCUGGAGAAGAACAAAGGUGAUUCCUAUACUGGACUUGUUGAAUAUUUAUAUGAGGAAGACUCUGCAUCAGCUCUUGAAGAGAUCAUCCAGCAGUAUGAUUACAUUCUGAAGUUCACAGAAGAGAACAAAGGAUUGAUAGACCUUACUAACUUUAUCUAUGCCAAUGUAGUUCUAGCCAACAUCAACCCUGAAUCUCAGUACAUCAUGCCCUACCAAGAACUUUGUAAAUUACUCCUUGAUAUAAUUGACCGCCCCAGAUCAUUCAGUGAGAUUCUGCCAUUGUACUACAUAACAGUUUUGUUAUUAUGGCAAGAGGCCAACCGUGACCUACCAACUUAUGUGUCACAAAUGAAGACAUUAUAUUUAAAUGAGCUGAAACCUUUGUAUAAUGGAAAGAGAGCAGCUGUCCAUUUUUACCUAGGCAGAGAAAAAGGUUAUGGUAGCCUGAUUUCCCAUAGGGAUAUUAACAGUUGUUUAGAAUCAGGGCAGGACAUUUCAACUCAGUGGGAUGAUGAAAAAAUCUGGAAGCAAGUGAGAGACAGUAAGAAACUUUGCAGAGUUUCUGGUGAAAUUCGCAACAAUUUUAUCUGGGUUGCAGAUGUGAAGUUUAUGGUUGAUCCAAUGUUCAGAAGCCAGUUACGUAAAGAAUCUGGCACAAGAGUGACUUUUUUUAUUGGAUUCUCGAUGAAUGGACCAGUUGCACUUGAUAUACUUUGA